AUGUAUUUUCUGGCAACAAGUAGUGUUGAUGUCAAUAAUGAUAAUCAAAUUGAAGAAUCUGAACAUGAUCAAGAUGAUGAUCAUAAUUCAAAUGUUGAUCAUGAGGUCAAUGAACAGUCCUCGGGCCAGGGUCUUGAUGUUAAUAAGGACAAUACGGAGGAGGAAAAUUUGCAGCCUUCACCCGAUGCUCCGAAUAUUGAUGAGCAGGUUGAUUCUCUGUUAUCUCUAUACGAUCCUAGAACAUGGGAUAAUCUUGACAACAGCAAACGGGAUAUUCUAAUUGAAAAGGGGCCUGUGAGAGAAAUGGAUCUGGUGCUCAAGGAUGAUGAGGGUAGACAUUUCUCAUAUUUUCACUACACCAGAAAGUUAGCUAAUGAAGAGGUUAUUCACAGAGAGUGGUUGGUUUACUCUAAAGAGGUUGACAAAGUUUAUUGUUUUUGUUGCAAGUUAUUCAAAUCAAAUCAGAACAGGUCAUUGCUAGCAUCUGAUGGAUUGAGGGACUGGAGGCGUAUUAGUGCAAGACUCAAAGAACAUGAGGUUAGUGUUGAACACUUUACCAACAUGAAUACAUGGAAUGAACUAAGGUUGAGGUUAAGCAGAAACAAAACAAUUGAUGAUGAGAUGCAGCAGAAGGUUGCAAAGGAAAAAGAGCAUUGGAGACAGGUAUUGCUCAGGAUAGUUUCUUUAGUGAAGUUUCUUGCAAAACGUAAUUUGGGAUUUCGAGGAACAAAUGAGAAGCUGUUUGAACAUAAUAAUGGCAAUUUUUUGGGCUCAGUUGAAAUGAUUGCUGAAUUUGAUCCUGUGAUGCAAGAACAUAUUAGGCGCAUUCAAAACAAGGAAAUACAUCAUCAUUAUCUUGGCCAUGGUAUUCAGGAUGAGUUGAUCUUACUUCUUGCUGAUUCCGUCAAAAAGUUUAUCUUAAAGACCAUCAAGGAUGCCAAGUAUUUCUCUGUUAUAUUUGACUGUACUCCAGAUGUGAGCCAUGAAGAACAAAUGACGCUAAUUGUGCGUUGUGUGAAUAUGUCAAGUAACAUUCCAAGAGUCGAGGAGUUUUUCCUAGAGUUUUUAAAGGUUCAUGAUACAUCAGGAUUAGGGCUUUUUAAUGUGUUGAUGGAUACAUUGGACUCUCUUGAUCUGGACGUUGCUGAUGUAAGAGGGCAAGGUUAUGACAAUGGUUCUAACAUGAAGGGAAAAAAUCAAGGUGUUCAAAAUCGCUUGCUUGAAGUUAAUCCCAAAGCAUUAUAUAUGCCAUGUGCAUGUCAUAGUUUGAAUCUCACUCUUUGUGAUAUGGCAAAAUCUUGCGAACAUGCCAUUUCAUUCUUCGGUAUUAUCCAGCGUAUAUAUGUAUUGUUUGCACGUUCUACUAAAAGGUGGAAGAUUUUGCUUGAUAAUGUUCCAGGUCUGACUCUCAAACCUUUGUCUGAUACUCGUUGGGAGAGCCGAAUAAAGAGUGUGCAACCUAUAAGGUACCAAACUUCCCAAGUAAGAUCAGCUUUGAAGGAGUUGGAGAAGACUGCUAGGGAGGAUAAUGAUCCAGCUCUACAGUAA
This is a messenger RNA of Aegilops tauschii subsp. strangulata, 1548 nucleotides long. RefSeq lists its product as uncharacterized. Gene Ontology annotation, molecular function: protein dimerization activity. Lineage: Eukaryota; Viridiplantae; Streptophyta; Magnoliopsida; Poales; Poaceae. The record is from RefSeq and is a predicted model, not a curated record.